Molecule: messenger RNA, 1906 nt
Organism: Zingiber officinale
Lineage: Eukaryota; Viridiplantae; Streptophyta; Magnoliopsida; Zingiberales; Zingiberaceae
Product: protein DETOXIFICATION 42-like
Exons: 12
Coding region: 108-1808 (566 amino acids)
Biological process (GO): transmembrane transport
Cellular component (GO): membrane
Molecular function (GO): xenobiotic transmembrane transporter activity; antiporter activity
Source: RefSeq, a predicted model, not a curated record
CGCGCAAAUUAAACACUCCGUCUUUCCUGGAAAGCUGCAUGGAGCUGUAGAGCUAUAAAUAGUUACUUCCUCUUCUUGAACUGUCAGUCCCCCUCACCGCCAGAGGAAUGGAGCCAGUCGAAGGCCCCGACGUCGAAUCCGAAAAGAGCAUUUCCUUGGAAGACAACGUCAGCGGCCAACCGGCGCCGGAGGAAGCUGCGACGGCGACAGUUCUAUAUGUUGCAACGAGCACUCAGGAUCAAGAAACUGAGGAGGAUGAAGAAGAAGAAGAAGAAGAAGAGACACCGUCCGCGUUAGGCAAACCAAGGAAAACUGGGCUUCAUAUCUUCUUUCUAGAUUUAAGGAGUGUGUUCAAGCUGGAUGAUCUUGGAUCAGAGAUUCUGCGCAUUGCAGUCCCUGCAGCAUUGGCUUUGGCGGCUGAUCCACUUGCUUCUCUAGUGGACACUGCGUUCAUUGGCCGAUUAGGUUCUGUUGAGAUUGCUGCGGUAGGAGUGUCUAUAGCCAUCUUCAACCAGGCGUCCAAGAUCUGCAUCUACCCUCUCAUCAGUGUGACGACCUCGUUCGUAGCAGAGGAAGAUGCCAUCAUGAGUAAAAGCAUGGAGGAACGGAAGGUCCAAGAUCCGGAAAAGGCUUCUCCCGGAUCAGAUACUAAGCCGCCUCCUGUUGCAGAUUCAGAGAACGCAGGGAGCAGCAGCACAUCGCAUGCUGCUGCUUCUGCUUGCAAAAGAUAUGGAAAGAAGAAGAAAUACAUUCCAUCAGUCACCUCGGCAUUGAUCGUUGGAGGAGUGCUCGGUCUUUUCCAAGCCAUCUUCCUCAUUUUUGCAGCAAAAUUGGUGCUGAGGAUCAUGGGUGUAAAACCUGGGUCUCCUAUGCUGUCUCCUGCUCUGAGGUACUUGACACUGAGGUCACUCGGUGCUCCUGCUGUGCUCUUAUCUUUGGCAAUGCAAGGUGUUUUCCGGGGAUUCAAGGACACAAAAAUUCCUCUUUAUGCGACUGUUGCGGGGGAUGCUGCAAACAUCAUCCUCGAUCCGAUUUUGAUGUUUGUUUUCCAUAUGAACGUCAGUGGUGCAGCCAUUGCCCAUGUUAUUUCUCAGUACCUCAUAACCCUGAUACUGCUUUGUAGACUAGUGCAGAAGGUUGAUGUUGUGCCACCGAGUGUCAAUGCCCUCAAGUUUAGUCGUUUUCUCAGAUGUGGUUUUCUGCUUCUUGCAAGAGUAAUAGCAGUAACAUUCUGCGUCACACUCGCUGCAUCCCUGGCUGCACGCCAAGGACCAACUCCAAUGGCCGCCUUCCAGAUUUGCUUGCAGCUUUGGCUGUCGACGUCUCUGCUCGCCGAUGGAUUGGCUGUUGCCGGGCAGGCAAUACUAGCCACUUCAUUCACGAAGUCAGAUCAUCACAAAGUUGUUUUUGCGACAGCUCGUGUAUUGCAGCACAGUGUAGUGUUGGGGUUAGCUCUCUCGCUAGUGCUUGGAGUAGGGAUACGAUUCGGUUCAGGAAUAUUUACCAAAGAUAUCGAAGUGCAGAAACUGAUCCACAAAGCUAUUCCAUUUGUUGCUGGAACACAAACAAUCAACUCGGUGGCCUUUGUAUUCGAUGGCAUCAAUUUUGGAGCCUCUGAUUACACAUUUGCAGCUUAUUCUAUGGUUGGUGUGGCUGCUGUUAGUAUUCCCUCUCUGAUAUACCUUGCUCCAGCUCAUGGGUUCAUGGGAAUCUGGAUAGCACUAUCCAUCUACAUGGCCAUCAGGAUGCUUGCAUCUACCUGGAGGAUGGGAGCAGCAAGGGGGCCAUGGGAGUUUCUGAGGAGAUGAUUUUCUUGAUAACGUGACUUUUGUUUGAGCAUUUACUUUCCCUGUUAGAGAACAGUUGUAUAAUAAAUAAAAUAAUAGAUAUGCUUUAGUUUUUAUAA